Alnus glutinosa is the source of this 2118-nucleotide messenger RNA. RefSeq lists its product as uncharacterized. Gene Ontology annotation, molecular function: single-stranded DNA binding. Lineage: Eukaryota; Viridiplantae; Streptophyta; Magnoliopsida; Fagales; Betulaceae. Gene Ontology annotation, cellular component: RNA polymerase III complex. The coding region runs from base 225 to 1823 and encodes 532 amino acids. The transcript is spliced from 15 exons. The record is from RefSeq and is a predicted model, not a curated record. Gene Ontology annotation, biological process: DNA-templated transcription.
ACCUUCCCCGUUCAAUAGAAAACUACGCAACUUCCCACCCCACCGAGCCACUGCCCCUCCGAGCGCCGCCGACAGCCACUGAACCCCAGCAACAGUUCUUCCACCGCUGCUCCACCACCGGUUUCAAUCCCAGCUUGGAGUUCUUCGGCGCCUCUCUCUCUUUCCUGGUGCUCUCAUUCUCUAAAUCCCUCUUGCGAAGAAGAGGAGGAAGAAAGAAGGCAACCAUGUUGACCCAGUCCGGCAUCAAGUUGGCCGUACACCUCAUGACCAACCAGUUCGGCAACGUCGUCGCUAAAGUGUUUGAGAAUAUUCUUCGAAGAGGGCCCCUAACCUUCCAACUGAUAGUUCGGUUCACGGAGCUCACCCCACAACAGGUCAAGAGAUCCCUCCUCGUCUUGAUCCAACACAACUGCGUUCAAGCUUUCUCUCUCGAGCAACAAGAUGGUUUAGAAGAUGGGCCAAAAGCUAAUACCCAGUACAUGGCGCUGUUUAGUAACGUACUCCAUCGCCUGAGGUUUUCCAAAUUCUUGAAGAUUGUUUCUGGUGAAUUUGAUGCAGAAUGUAAAGAACUUUUUGAGGGUUUGCUUCAGCAUGGUAGGCUUACACUGAAGCAAAUGGUAGAAAGAGAGAAAUCAAGUAAAAGAGAAGGAAUUUGUGAAGAUAUUGUACAAGAAAACCUUCUUAAACUUUUGGCUGCCCGUUAUGUUGAACGUUGCCCAACCCAUGAACCAGUUCUUGCCGCACCAGUUAAAGAUGAAACUACUGCCAAGAAGCGAGGUGCUAAGUCUGCUAAGAGAAAUGAAGAAUCAGAGACAAUAGAACAACGUGUUCUAGAAGCAGCAGCUCCUAUGGAAGCACAAAGAUUUUCAAUUAUAAUGUAUACUGGAUCUAACGUCAGCAGAGAAACAAGUACAAAUGCGUCCUCUAGCAUGAGUGUUGGAGGAAAGCGCAAGCCUGACCCUUUGGAGUUAGAUAGAGAAUCUGCAGCUGAAGAGGAGGAAGUACUUUUGCGUGCCAAUUUUGAGGAAUUUAUGCGUCGUCUGAGGCAUAAGGCUUGCAUUGAGAACGUGAGAACACGCCUGGAUGAUGGAGCUUCAAUUGUCUUAAGAGCAAUGCUGGAGGCAACAAGAAGUUUAGAGAAAAAAGUUCCCUUGUCACUGAAUACCAUUUUUGAAGAGGUAAUGAAGAGUGAAGAAGGGCGUGGUAUGACCUUAGACCGUGUCAGAGCUUCCCUUGUCCAGUUGGGUUGUUCAUCCUCUGCAAGAGGGACAGAUGAAUCAUAUAGUAUUGAUUUGAAGAAAAUUGUCGAAUUAGCAAAGAAUGAUGAGGUGGAGUCAAUUGUGUUGAAAAGAUAUGGAAGGGACGCUUAUAAAAUGUUCAGAUUACUGUCAAAAACUGGUUGCCUAGUUGAGACCAAUAAGAUUUCAGAUACCACAUUUGUUGAAAAGAAGGAUGCACCCAUGAUUCUUUAUAAGAUGUGGAAUGAUGAGUACUUGCAAAUGGAGAAAUUAACUGUCACGGGAGCUAGACAAUCAAAAUUAUUGUUGUGGAAAGUAAAUAAGCCCUGUCUACAGGAACAUGUACUAGAUGAGUUAUUCCAUGCUGCUUUAAACUUGAGUCAACGAGUGGCUUAUGAGCGGGAAAAGGGAAAAGAGCUUAUAAACCUCCCAGCAGACAAACAAGUUAUGUCCCUUGAGGAAAGACGUAAUCGACAAAGAAGUGUCACGUUUGUCCUGGAAUCAUCGCUGCGGGAGCUUGACGAAGCUCUCAUGCUUUUCCAUGAUUUUGAAGAACCAUCACUGCUGAAGCUUGAUGAUUUAUGAAUGUAAGCCAUUUCUUAAAGUAAAAGAGGAAUGCUGUAUGGAUAUAGGUUGGUUGUCCCCCAUCAUAUUAUCAUUUUUAUCACGUAAUUCAUUCUCUUAUUUCCUUCAUUUGGACACAAAGCAAGAAGUUAUAGAACUUUCUUGUAAAGUAUCUAUAGAAUUGAUGAAGAGAUAAACUGUUUAGCUUUAGAAAGUGUAGGUGUUGAUCAAGGCUCCCCUCCCAUGCCAGAUUGUACAUGGAUUGCCAUUUUCAUCUCUUUUUCAAUGGCUAGGAUGCCUUUUUUAUUCAAUUUUC